UACACCGUUUGUAACUCAACGACAUUAACACAAUAACACACUCAAUAUCAUUGUUAUUUAACACUGUUGAAAACUAAGUGUGUGUGUGUUUCAGCCUCACUAAAGCUCUGGAGGAGGAAGAUGAAGAGGAAGAUGAUGACAGGAGGAGAAAGCUGGAGGUCAAACCCACUCAGGCGUCUCACACUAAUUACCUGCUGAUGAGGGGAUACUACACACACGGCAUCCUGCGCUCGCAAACACACAACUCCAACAGCACAGAUAACAUCAUGGUCAACACCUGCAGCGUACGCCUGCAGCUGAGGGAAACGGCCCAACACACACUCUUCACUGCAGAUGCAGACUUCGCUCUCUCUCCGUCCAUUCGUCCGUCUCUGCCACUCUACUUCACGCGCGUGUAUCACUCACCACCUGUUGACUGGCAGUCGUUCCUGGACAAGUGUGUGAGUGUGUGUGGAUAUGGAGAGCAGGACCUCCAGGCUGUGGUGGAGAUCAGGGAUGCGGUGGCAGAGGGGGCGGAGUUUGGCGUUGACAGACAGGAGCUGUGUGAGCGCUUCAUACACCUGGAUGAGGUGGAGGAGGGGCGGAGCCGAGCACUGGUGCAAUACAUUCAGGAUCUGGUGGACGGGGAGCAGCUGGUGGAGGUGGGCGCUCUCUCUCAGAGGCUGGUGGUUAUGGAGGCUGCAUCUCAUUGGCUGUUGGAAAGCGAGUGCUACAGUGAAGAGACACAGCAGCCAUUAGCAAAGAGAGGCUCCAGCUCUGACUCUGCCUACGUCACACCUCCACCUGCCAAAAGGCGGGCCUUGGAUGCUGAUUUCCAGAAAGCUGGAGUCUCAACAGACAACAUUGUCAAUCCGACUGUCGCCAUGGAUACAGUCUCCACCAGCAUGCCUAUUAAUCAGACUGUUGCCAUAGAUACCAUCUGCACAGAGACAAAUGUCAGUCAGACUGUCGCCGUGGAUACAGUCUCCACAGAGAAAGCAGCCAGCCUAACUAUUACAGUGGAUACCGUCUCCACAAAGAGUGAUGCCUUGGAUACAGUCUCAACAAAAACAGCUGUCAGUCAGACUGUCACCAUGGAUACUGUGUCCACGGACACAGCUGUCGGUCAGAUUGUUGCCAUGGAUACCCUCUCCAAGAACACUGGUGUCAGUCAGGCUGUUACCAUGGAUACUGAUGCUGAGACUGCCGUUGGUGUUUCCGGAGCCUCAGAUCAGUGUGUUUCAGACACCAGCAGGGCGGAGCUUUCUGAAGAUAUAAAGAAAGAUGGAGCUGCUGGAGCUGCUGAUCAGCAGGAGGCCGGGUCGCUGCGGUUCGUGAGCCGGCCGUGGCGUGUGGUGGACGGAUCUCUGAACCGGCCGGUGUGUAAAGGCAUGCUGGAGUCUCUGCUGCUGCACAUCAUGAGCAGCCCAGCCCUGCACGAGGCCCAGCUGCUGCAGCACUACAGUCAGGUCCUGCAGCCCACCGUGGUGCUGGAGCUGCUGCAGGUGCUCGUGGAUCUGGGGUGUGUAAGGAAGCGUUUGAUCGUGCCGCCGCGGCGAGUGUCUCUGUUCUCUCGGCCCCAGGGCCCACAGCUGAAGGACCCGGCGGAGGAGCGUGUGAGUGUGCGUGUGCGUGAUGCAGCCGUGGUCUUCUACGAGCCGACGGUGGACUGUGUGUUACGGCUCGCACGAGUGUUUCCACACGAGCUCAACUGGAACAAAUGGGUGCAGCUGUGUAUGCGUGUGUGUGAGUGAGCGAGCGUGCGUGCGUGCGUGUGUGUGUGUGUGUGUGUGUGUAUUCUGCGUCUCCUGCAGUGAACACAGAGAGCUGGUCCUCUUUGGUUUGACCUCAGCAGUGUGUCCUCCUGCUCUGCUCUGCUCUGCUCCUCUGCUGGAGACGGCUGGAUGUGAAUAUUGACCUUUGUUUUAUCAAUAAACGCUCUUUCUACAUUAA
Messenger RNA from Danio rerio (zebrafish), 1932 nucleotides. The record is from RefSeq and is a predicted model, not a curated record. NCBI's taxonomy places the organism in Eukaryota, Metazoa, Chordata, Actinopteri, Cypriniformes, Danionidae.